Molecule: messenger RNA, 2953 nt
Organism: Castor canadensis (American beaver)
Lineage: Eukaryota; Metazoa; Chordata; Mammalia; Rodentia; Castoridae
Gene: Kdsr
Product: 3-ketodihydrosphingosine reductase
Biological process (GO): sphingolipid biosynthetic process
Cellular component (GO): endoplasmic reticulum membrane
Molecular function (GO): 3-dehydrosphinganine reductase activity
Source: RefSeq, a predicted model, not a curated record
AACACUCCGAGCUCCUGCUGCGCGGCCGCGCGUGAUCGGCCCGCCGCCGCCGCCACCGCUGCCGCCUCCCUGCGCUCCGGUGCCGGAGCCCGCGCCGCCCCCGGCCCCGCGAUGCUGCUGCUGGCUGCCGCCGGCCUCGUGGCCUUCGUGCUACUGCUCUACAUGGUGUCUCCGCUCAUCAGUCCCAAGCCCCUUGCCCUGCCUGGCGCGCAUGUGGUGGUUACAGGAGGUUCCAGUGGCAUUGGGAAGUGUAUUGCUAUUGAGUGCUAUAAACAAGGAGCAUUUAUAACUCUGGUUGCACGGAAUGAGGACAAACUACUGCAGGCAAAGAAAGAAGUGGAGAAGUACUCUAUUAACACUAAACAGGUGGUACUUUGUAUCUCAGUUGAUGUAUCUCAAGACUAUAACCAAGUUGAGAAUGUCAUAAAACAAGCACAGGAAAAGCUGGGUCCGGUGGACAUGCUUGUGAACUGUGCAGGAAUGUCGCUGUCGGGAAAAUUUGAAGAUCUCGAGGUUAGCACUUUUGAAAAGUUAAUGAGCAUUAAUUACCUGGGCAGCGUGUACCCCAGCCGGGCAGUGAUCACUACCAUGAAGGAGCGCCGGGUGGGCAGAAUUGUGUUUGUGUCCUCCCAGGCGGGACAGUUGGGGUUAUUUGGGUUCACAGCCUACUCUUCAUCCAAGUUUGCCAUAAGGGGACUGGCUGAAGCUCUGCAGAUGGAGGUGAAGCCUUAUAAUGUUUAUGUGACAGUGGCCUACCCACCAGACACAGAUACCCCUGGAUUGGCGGAAGAAAACAAAACAAAGCCUUUGGAGACUCGACUUAUUUCAGAGACUACAGCUGUUUGCAAACCUGAACAGGUGGCCAAACAAAUUGUUAAAGAUGCCAUACAAGGAAAUUUUAAUAGUUCCAUUGGCUCAGAUGGGUACAUGCUCUCUGCCCUGACUUGUGGGAUGGCUCCAGUAACUUCUAUCACGGAAGGUCUCCAGCAGGUGGUCACCAUGGGUCUUUUCCGCACAAUUGCUCUGUUUUACCUUGGAAGUUUUGAUAACAUAGUUCGUCGCUGCAUGGUGCAGAAAACAAAACCUGAAAUUGCUGACAAAACUGCCUAAUUCUGAUCCCCUCAGACAAAAGACUGUUUCCAAAUAAUUUGAACAGCUUGCUGCUGCUACAUGGGACCCAAUUUUUGGCCUAUAGACUCUUAUGUCUUGUUUUUGAAUGUGUGAGAUUGGAUCAGUGCCCUUCAGAAACCUGGGUCCAAGCAAAGGGAUAGAAUCAACUGCAAACAAUGUUGUUAACACUAUGCAAAUAUGGGAUAGGGGACCCUUUGAUUUUUCGGGGCUCCGAGGUGGAGUGAUUUUAGUAGGAGAACUAAUAGCAGGUGAACAGGGUAAAAGACAGAAUGCCAGAAUGGUAAUUUAAAUUUUUCUAUUUAUUUUUAUUUUUUUAUACCCCAUAGAGAUCAAGUCCAGAAAAAUGUACUUUACAACACAUACGAAGUUUUGAGGGUUUCUUUUUUUUUUAAGUUUAUAUAAAAGGCAGUGUCUGGUUUUGUUUUGUUUUGUUUUGAACUUGGUGUAUUUUAUUCAAGGUGAGUUUUACACACUGCCAGUGAGGCUGAAUGUCACCGACACCUCUGUGUGGUGCUCAGGAUGGAAACUGGCUUCUCUCUCUCUUUGAUCCCAUAGAGCUGCAAGGGGGAUGGGAGGUGGCGAUGCGCAGUGGAAGAUGGAGAGAUGAGCUUUGGGAAGAGAAAAAUCAGUGCUUUCUUGUCUUCGUCAGACUCGAAUGCUUAGGGACUUUUCAUUUUCAUUCAUGGGGAAAGGUAGCCUCCUUAAAUAUUUUCUUUAGAGAAUUAAAAUCUUAGAAGCUUAAAAGUUUACAAUUUCUUCCAUAGCCAUGAAGUUCACCUGAAGUUCACCUCUUCCAUUCCGUUGUAGUGUCUCCUUUUCCCAUUUUGCUUAUACUGCUGUAAUAUUUUUGUAAAACAAACAAACAAAAAAAACCAGCUAAGAUUUUUUUGGCUUUUUAAAUUCAUGAAUUCAUUAAAACAAACAAAAAAAUUAAAAAGUGUGACAUUCUUAUCCUUGUAGCAUAUAUGUAGCUUUUAGGAAAUAUUUUAGUUUUACUCACUAGGAAAAAAAAGAUGGCUAAUUUUGCUUUGAAAUAAAGUGAUUGCCUCUUCUCUCUGAGACUCUCCCGCUGACCCUGAGGGCAGUGCCUUCAUGCCAAGUGUUAAGGAGCCCACUCACCCCUCUGUGUAGCCCUGGAAAUCAUUGUCACCGAGGAAUGUGGUUUCUGGGUUACAGGAUUGUUGUUCUACAGCAAGUGCCUAUGACGAGUCUCAGCCGACAUUCCCUUUCCAUCCUGUUCAUUACUCACUGUCCUCUGACUUAAAGACAGUUGCCAUCAUUUUGUUGUCAUAGCCCCUUUUUGCAUACACAGUAGUGCAUUCCAGUUCACUUUUCUGGGAAAAGACCUUUUAAAGAAAAAGACUUUUAAAGAAAAAAAAACUUUUAUAUUGUAAAAAAUACAAAUAAAUAAAUAAAAACAAAAGCAAUUAAAGAUCUAGAAAUUAUAGCCAGCCUUGAUUUCCUCUUGAGUUCUUGAAGCUCUUGUCUUUUGAGUGACUUAGUUUUUGAUGAGUAAGAUGUUUAAUGGCUCCACUGGUAUCUUUAUGAAGAUCUGAGAAUGCAUAUUUUAAACACUGUUGCAGAGGACAUUAUUUAACAUACCCAUUGCUUGAAAUAACUUCAUUACCUUUACAGGACUAGGCUCAUGCCAAAUGGUUCCAUGGAUCUCCCAGGCUUAUAGUCAAAAGUUUGCAAACUAUGCAGAGUCAGCCUGGGCCACUGCAGAAAUAGAAGAGCGGCUGUGUUUUCCCAAUUCACAGAAAACAAAUACAUUAAUAUCUGAGUGUUUCUCAAGUCUGUUUUCUUAUAAAUGUUCCUUAAG